This is a messenger RNA of Chrysochloris asiatica (Cape golden mole), 1245 nucleotides long. Its product is annotated as zinc finger protein 75D-like. Lineage: Eukaryota; Metazoa; Chordata; Mammalia; Afrosoricida; Chrysochloridae. The transcript is spliced from 3 exons. The record is from RefSeq and is a predicted model, not a curated record. Gene Ontology annotation, biological process: regulation of DNA-templated transcription. The coding region runs from base 1 to 1245 and encodes 414 amino acids.
AUGAGGAGACAUCUCAAAGUGGCUGCAUGCUGGACCCCCCAGAUGAGGACUGUGUUGGAGAGUAAGAGGUCUGUGCAAGGCAGCUCCAGUCAGAGUAAGAAAUUCGUCCCACAGAGGAACAGUUAUCUUGAUCCUGACAGCUCUCGUCAGCACUUCCGGAACUUCUACUAUCCUGAAGCAGCUGGACCUUUUCAGGCUGCCAGCCAACUGCAGGAAUUAUGCCGCCGGUGGCUGAGGCCAGAGAUCCACUCAAAAAAGCAGAUAUUAGAACUGCUGGUGAUCGAGCAAUUCCUGACCAUUCUGCCCAAGAAGCUCCAGACCCAGAUGCAGAAGCAUCAUCCACAGAGCAUUGAGGAGGCUGUGGCCCUGGUUGAAUACUUUCAGGGAGAAUUUAGUCAGAGGAAUGAGAGUCUGUUGACCUUUGAAGAUGUCUCCCUGAAUUUUUCCCAGGAAGAAUGGGAGUUAUUGGAACCCAAUCAGAAGGCUCUCUACAACAGUGUGAUGCAGGAGAACUAUGAGACUGUCAUCUCUCUGGGAUUGAAACUCAAAAAUGACUGUGAAAAUGAUCAGACUAUAUCUACUUCUGAGUUAGAAAUGCCAGCAACGGGAAGCAAAGUAUCAAAAAAAGUCAGAGUGGACAUUCCCCAAAAAACAUCGGGCACAGGAAAUCCUGGUGGAACGUUCAGGGUGAGGAAACGCCAUCAAAAUUUUCCAGGGAAGAAGAAAAAGAAACAUUCAGCGUGUAAACAAGAGCUGCCAAGAUGUACAGACCUUCAUAGGAAAGGUCAUUCAGAGGAGAAACCUUUUAAAUGUCAGGAAUGUGGGAAAAGCUUCAGAGUGAGUUCUGACCUAAUUAAGCACCAGAGAAUUCACACUGAAGAGAAACCCUAUAAAUGUCAACAAUGUGAUAGAAGGUUUAGAUGGAGCUCAGAUCUUAAUAAGCACCUAAUGACACACCAAGGAAUAAAACCACAUAAAUGUUCAUGGUGUGGAAAAAGCUUCAGCCAUAACACAAAUCUACAUACACACCAAAGAAUUCACACAGGAGAAAAACCCUUUAAAUGUCAUGAAUGUGGGAAAAGGUUUAGUCAGAACUCCCAUCUUAUUAAACACCAGAGAACCCACACAGGUGAGCAGCCUUAUACUUGUAGCAUAUGCAAGAGAAACUUUAGCAGACGGUCAAGCCUUCUUAGACACCAGAAACUCCACAGGGCAAGGGAAACUUGUCCCGUGCCCCCAGUAUAA